ACAGAAUUAGGCAUACCUGAAUUUAAAAGAGAGCCCUACCCACAUAUAUUUGAUUAAAUUGAUAAAAAUGUUAUAAGCCAUUACUUUUAAGUAUGCCACUUAGAUGUGAAAUCAUUUAAAAAGGCCUUCAGGGUGUUGGUGGUUAAACACGAUUUCAGUGUUACUUUUAACACUCUGUAGUGUGCUUUAUAUAAACACUGAGCAGUGUUAAUUUAACACUGGGGAUUUUGCUGUGUAAAUUACAUAGACUUGAGGGAAACUAAAAUGGUUGGAGUAAUGGAAUUACAAAUGAUCAGCUUCAUUAGGUUAAGUAUAGAAGUUCAUAAAGUUGAUAGGGCCCCGAGAAAAUGCAUCCUGACCUUAUAAAAAGUUUAUUUAAUGAUGUUUUGUUAACAAAGUUCAGGAGCAGCGCAUUCAGAUAAUUAACCUAAUUAACACGAGAGGAGCAUUUUCAGUUAAUCAACUCAAUUAAUGAUAAGAGGUGUACAUAUACAGCAGACUUACAUCUGUUCAUUGAUAGUUUAUCAGCAUUCCUCCUCCACCCCAUCUCCUUAAUUCUAGUCCUAACUAUUCUUAUCACAACCAGGGGGAGUACUCUGGGUUCGGGCCAAAUUUCCGAGCUCAGAGCCCUCCUGCCAGACAGCACGCCAAAUAUGCCUAACCUUUACUCUAUCUAAUUAUAUGCAAGUGUGAACUCAUGAAAUGUGUGUUAAUAGACAGUUGAACUGGGGAACAUAUGACUCUUUUGUGCCAUAUAAAGCUGGGCAACAUAGGACACUGGGAACAUAGGUGUGCUCCCCUACAAUAGUCCACAGCACAGUUUCAUUCCUUAUCUUUUCUUUUUUUUUUCUUUUUUUUUUUUUUUUUAAUGCUGCAUUUGUGAUGACUUUUGAUUAUUAGUCACAAAAAUCCUAUAUUCAGAAAACACUUUCCACUAAAACACAGAAACUGAAACCCCAUGAUACAGUGACAGUGAGAUCUAUUCUUCAAUGGGAGUAACACAGAGACUCAUGGGAACACAACAGUGUUUUUAGAGACCAUGAUAUGUGUCAAGCUUUCAUUUCAGUUCAACAAGUAAAACAUAUAACACAUCUGAAAAAGUAAUCAAUUGUAUCUAUUUAGCAAUGUAAUGGGAAGAGCUCAGAUUAAUGAGUAUGUAUAGAUUUAAUAUCAUAUCAGGUUUACUGCAGUUAUAUAUGAAUUUCAUGGUGGUCAUACAAUGAAUUAUUCACUGUACUUCUGACUUGCUGAAGAUUCAAAUGUAGUUUUUUUUAUUUAUUUAUUUUUUUACUUUUUUAACUUGAUACUUUUUUUGCAUCACAGUCACAAUACAAAAAAGAUCAUUAAGGUACAGGUGUUUUUUGUUGUUGUUUGUUUUGUUUUGUUUUAUUGUCAUUAGCACUGCAGAAGUAAUGAAUUAGCUUCACACUACAGAGAUGAUAUUUGCUGGAACAGUAAAACAUAUGACAAUGCUGUAUAUUGAUGUUUUAAAAAGUGAAACUUGGUCAACUACUGUAUAAUUUAUCUUCUCAGAUUCAUCAGCUUCAUUUGUUUGAACAGAACACUGUGUGUGCAGAAUAGUUUUUCAGCAUGAAGGACCUUCCUGCACAAAAUAUCUCAUUCACUGAGUUCAAAUUAAUCGGUUUCUACAGUCUAGGAGAAUGGAGGCCUUUUUUAUUUAUCCCUUUCUUUUUGAUGUUUUUAUUGGCUAUCACAGCAAAUACUACUCUCAUAUAUUUAAUCAAAUCUCAAAAGUCUUUGCAUUCUCCUAUGUAUGUAUUAAUAGGCGUUAUGGCAGUGUUAGACUUGAUCAUGCCUAUAUUUUUUGUACCUAACAUGCUUCUUAGCUUUUUAUUUAACUGGAGUGGGAUAUCUCUGACAGGUUGUUUGAUACAAAUGUUUGGCCUUCAUUUUAUUGGGACAUUUCAGUCUACUUUGCUUUUUUGGAUGGCACUGGAUCGUUACUUUGCAAUAUGCAAACCACUUCAUUAUCAUAAAUACAUGGAAAUCUCUAACUUUCUAAAGUUUGUUGUUGUGCCAGUAAUAAGAAAUGGAGUCCUGAUUGUCACUAUGGUCUCUCUGGCUGGAAAACUGUCAUUUUGUGUAGCAAAUGUCAUCGAUCACUCUUUUUGUGAGCACAUGGCAUUGGUUCAGUUAGCAUGUGGAGAUAUAUCUGUUAAUAAUAUUGUAGGACUUUUGUGUGCUUUCCUUAUAACAACUACUGAUUUUAUUCUUAUUACUGUCUCUUAUAUUGUGAUUUUCUCUUCUGUGUUUAAAUCUGGUGAGACUCAUUUAAAGGCCAUUAAUACCUGCAUUACUCACAUUAUUAUUAUGACACUUAGUUUGAUUUCUGCUUUGAUUGCAUUUUUGUCAUACAGAAUAAGGAAUAACAUUUCAUCUAGCAACCGUAUAUUUAUAAGCAUCCUAUACCUAUUGUUCCCAAGUUGUCUACACCCACUAAUCUAUGGAUGGAGAACAAAAGAAAUAAGACAAACAUUUCAGAAGUUUAUAAAUACUGCAAAAGUGUUUCCUUUAAAAAACUGA
Ctenopharyngodon idella (grass carp) is the source of this 2544-nucleotide messenger RNA. Its product is annotated as olfactory receptor 52K1-like. Gene Ontology annotation, cellular component: membrane. The coding region runs from base 1591 to 2544 and encodes 317 amino acids. Gene Ontology annotation, molecular function: olfactory receptor activity; G protein-coupled receptor activity. The record is from RefSeq and is a predicted model, not a curated record. Gene Ontology annotation, biological process: G protein-coupled receptor signaling pathway. The transcript has a single exon. NCBI's taxonomy places the organism in Eukaryota, Metazoa, Chordata, Actinopteri, Cypriniformes, Xenocyprididae.